Molecule: messenger RNA, 1701 nt
Organism: Amoebophrya sp. A25
Lineage: Eukaryota; Dinophyceae; Syndiniales; Amoebophryaceae
Source: the annotation of a GenBank genome assembly
CACGCUUGCCAGAAUCGAGAGAAAGAAUCGGCGGUAGCACUGCUAAGAAGGUUUGAGUAUGUUUUGAGAAAAUGGCUCAAAAGUUAGAAACAUUUCGCGUCCUCGUUUCUAUAGCUAUUGCCGCGCAGGCAGAAAAAGAACAAUGACGAAAUUGCAAUAAAUUUGAAAUUUUUCAGGAUCGUACCGACAUAGACGUGCUCUUCAAAAAGGUGAAGCGUUGCAGUUCAGCUAUGUCAAAUAGACGACAUCAAUCAUUAUGACAGGGCGCUGAAGGGGAAGGGCGAAGCGAACCUUCUUGUGAAAAGAUGCGUAGCAGCACAAGCCUUUCUUCGCCGGUUGGCUUAAAGUUUUUUGGGUCGAAAGGUGUUUUUUUCGGCCUACUUGCAGUGCACCGCGCGGUAGUAGCUUCCGUUGGCACCGCGGGAAAAAACCCGCUGUCUUGGAAAGAGGAGCACGCCAAAGCAUGGCGCGAGGAAACCAGAAACAAGGCAGCUACGCUAGUUCAGCGUCUAGAAAAAGACGUAGCACAGGCAAACGCAGCCUUAAAGGAACAGAAACGGGUGAAGGCUGCCUUAGCGCCACUCGUUGAUGCGGCCGUUGCGAAUGUCGCUAAAGCAAAAGCGGUACUCGAUGCGAGCAAAAAAGUGGCUGCUGAGAGCGUUGAGACUGCGUAUCCAUCGUUCUUCAUUUACGGAAUUCAAUAAAUAUGUAUCUGAAGUUUUUGAAUUUGUGGUGUAGUACCACUGGUCCUGGUGGAACCAACUAUAGCAGCCAGCACUUGUUGUAAGUCGAGGAUGUGGUCGUCGAGAUUCAUCAAGAUGAAGACAAGAAAACUUAUUCUUAUGUACAACUUCAACUAUGAGUACAACCUUUGUUCCAUGGAAGGAGCGUCUCAUCUCGGUCUCGUCUUAUAUCAUGACUUUGCAACGCAAUCUCAACAGAUCUGCGAAAGCAAAAGCCAAGGCGGAGGCUACUAUCAAGAGCCUGCGUGCUUCGGGAGACGCCUAUCUAGCGGAUUUGGAGGCUGACCGCGAAGCUGCUCUAGCCAGUGCUAAAAAAGUCACUGCGCCACCGCAAACCGAAGCCUCUGCGUACGAGAAGUACCUUCAGUCCAUGGUGAACCGCGGGGUUGACGUUUCCAGCGCCUACGCGGGCAUGGCUGUGCACACCAUGACGGACGGAAAGGCACUCCUGCGGAAGGCCAGGUUGGCGGCGGAGCGUGCCAGCAAACGGGAAGUUCCAAACCCAGAAGGCACCAUGGCUUGGGCACAUGCGGCACUGGCCUCUGCCAACGAGAAGAAGCAACAUGCACAGCGUUACUAUGACGUUGCGGGUGCAGUUUCACAGUCACUUCCCGCAUGGCAACAGAAAGCAGAGAAUGAGCGCUAGUCGUGUAGCUGCCAACUGAGAAUGAGUUGAGCGCUGGGUUUUUUUUUCCAAACAAUCUUUCUACUACCAUUAGGUAUAGGUGUUGCCGAAAAGGACUCUUUUCAACAUCGAAGAGGACGAGGUCAACAUUUUUUUGAUCAAUUCGUCGACCUUUUGUCCGAUAAGUGGCUGGAUUCAUCCCGAUUUUGUGUACGCGUUCUUGUUCAGACUGCGCAUGACAUCUGAUGAAAUGUUUGAGAAGUGAGCAAAAAAGCGCAAGCGGUCGGCCAACAACAUUUUUGAGCUAUCAGGCAAGGGAGCCCUCCGUCCUGG